This is a messenger RNA of Boeremia exigua, 804 nucleotides long. RefSeq lists its product as uncharacterized. The coding region runs from base 181 to 519 and encodes 112 amino acids. The record is from RefSeq and is a predicted model, not a curated record. Gene Ontology annotation, biological process: cristae formation. Gene Ontology annotation, cellular component: mitochondrial crista junction; MICOS complex. NCBI's taxonomy places the organism in Eukaryota, Fungi, Ascomycota, Dothideomycetes, Pleosporales, Didymellaceae. The transcript is spliced from 2 exons.
GACCUCACAUGUCAACAGCUUCAUACGCGACCGCUGAUCGCAGGCUUGCGCCUUUCACCUACGAAUCGUUAACACCAUCCCCUCUUCAGGCUAUCAGGAGCAGGUCUGCGAUUGCAAUUCAUCAGCCAUUGGACCUGCCGUACCUUCGAUCCACGCACACCUCAUCACCCUGAGCUCAUCAUGGGUAUGACAACCGGCUUCCUCGGAGGCUUCACCCUCACCUCGGCCAUCCUCUACCUCUCCAUCUCCCUGCACGCACAGAACCGCGCGACGCAAGCUGCGUUGCUGCGCCAACAGCGCAACGUCCUCACAAGCUUCUACGAGCCCAAGGAGCCCGAGCGCGAACCCAGGGCGCGUGAGGUGCCGAUCGGGCUGGCCGAGAUGGCCAAGGACAGGUGGAAUAGGGUGCUGGAAGAGUCGGUGCAGGUGGCGUACAACACAGAUUGGAGGAGGGUCAGGGAGAGCGCUGAAGACAGGGUGAGCAACAUUGCACAGAAGAUCAGAGAGAGCGGGAAAUAGGUGCGCUGUGGGCGAGAUAGCUGGACGAGGCGUGCGAGUGAAUGCGACGAUACCCUUCUCACAGCGACCAUUGUGGAACUGCUAGCUGCAUCGAAAUUCCUCAAGUAGGGUGGAGUGUCGCUUCUUGCGUGCCUUCCGAGUAUGCGACUCAACUCUGCGUGUUUCUUGUGUCACAUUCUGCCCUCUCACCUUCACUUCAGCACUUUCACCGUUAGACCACAAACUCCUAUAAUCCCGACUUUUUUGCCUUCUGCACUUUCACCAUUUGACCACAACAUCCCUCCG